Messenger RNA from Osmia lignaria (orchard mason bee), 759 nucleotides. RefSeq lists its product as uncharacterized. The record is from RefSeq and is a predicted model, not a curated record. Lineage: Eukaryota; Metazoa; Arthropoda; Insecta; Hymenoptera; Megachilidae. Gene Ontology annotation, molecular function: nucleic acid binding.
AUGUUUGGCCCUACAUGGGGACUCAAACCAAGGAUGGUCAGGUGGAUAUCCCAGGCCAUCCUUGAACCCAUCAUAACAUACGCCUCGAUUAUGUGGUGGACCUCUAUGAAGAGGGGAGCACACAGAAGGACUACAGAAAGAAUAUACCGUAUAGCAUUGCUGGAGAUAACAGGUGCGCUCCCCACCACGCCCACUAUGGCAAUGGGAGCGCUGCUCGAUAUCAAGCCACCCCAUCUAAUAGUGAUGGCAACGGCUUGGAGAGCGGCCAUCCGCCUCCAUCAAGCUGAAAAAUGGUCCCCAGCGAGCGGUGGGCACACCGAGAUCCUCAGGGAUCUGGGUUCGGAGUUAAUUCUAACCCACGGUGGAGACCGCUGCAAGACGGAGUACCUCUUCAGACGAGAAUACGAUUUAAUCCUUCCAGACAGGGAGAAAUGGCUGGAGGACGCAAACGGCAUUCUGACUCCGGGGGGGCUGGUCUGGUUCACAGACGGCUCGAAGACCGGAUCUGGCACCGGAGCCGGGAUUGCGGUGGAGAGCCCAAGGGUCGAAUUGACCCACAAGCUGGGCCACCAUGUUACGGUCCUCCAAGCAGAGAUAUUUGCCAUCUGGGCCUGCGCCAAAUAUAAUUUGGAAAGGGCUCACUCAGGCAAACACAUUUAUAUCUGCAGUGACAGCCUUGCUGCGCUUAGAGCCCUCCACAAAGUGGAGAUUGGGUCGAAGCUAGUCAGGGACUGUGCACUGACUCUAGGCUAUCUCUGA